GAUCAUUACAGUGUGACGUCACAGUUCGACGCCAUUUUUUGCUGGAGGGCAAACAAAUGACAAAUUAGUACCUGAAACUGAUGAAAAAUUUGUUUACCUGGAUUUAUUGGCCGCUUAACUGGGUUUUUGAAAAUGGAUAUAAGCAAAUGUUGGACAGAAAUGUCCGUUAUUAUCAAAAUGCCUUCAUUUUGUGCGGUUGUUAACUGUGGUAAGAGAGGAAAUAGAGAUGUUGAGAGAUUUUUUAGAAUCCCAGCUACGUUGAAAAAUCGUGGUCCACAUAUUGAGACAUUGUCCCAACAACGUCGAGAAGCCUGGAGAAAAGCUUUGAAACGGGUGGACUUUCAUGAAUCCGCACAAAAAUAUGCAAGAAUAUGCUCUAGACAUUUCAUAACUGGAGAACCAGCCCACCUUGAAGACAAUGCGAACCCUGACUGGGUCCCAAACCAGCACAUGGGAUAUAAUACUGCUCAUCCCUUGAAUGUACAGGCAGUUGAAAGACAUACAAGAAAAGCUAAUCGUACUAAACGUUUGAAACAGGAUGAUGCAGAAGCUUUUCUAAGAUCAUUGGAAACACAAGAUGCAGAAAACGAACAGGAAGUUGAAGCAGUAGAAUAUGAAGAAGAUAGUUCUGGACAAGGUGAAUCUGGAGUUGGGGUACAAACUGACAUGAAAGCAAAUGAUAUUACAGUGUUGGAAGAACAACUGCAUUUCUGCAACUCUAGAAUUUAUUCCAUGGAAAGUAAAUUGUCAAAGUGUGAAUUGACUGAGGAAUCAUUCCAUAAUGAUGAUUCGAAGACACUUUACUUCACAGGGUUUCCAAAAUCAGAAAUGCUCUUCACAAUAUUUCAGUACAUUUGUCCGAACUUGUCUCACAAAAGCCAUUUAUCUCCAUUUCAGCAACUGCUUCUUACUUUAAUGAAACUUAGAUUAAAUUUGCCCUUUAAAUAUUUAUCAUAUAGAUUUUCAGUAUCGUCAAGUACUUGUUCGGACACUUUUUAUAAAUGUAUUGAUAUAUUGUACGAGAAAUUUCGAAACCUUGUGCAUUGGCCGGAGAGGAGUCAGCUGAGGAAAAAUGUACCUGCAUGUUUUAAAGAAAAUUUUGGAGAUAGAGUUGCAAUUAUAAUUGAUUGUUUCGAAAUAUUCACUGAAACUCCAUCAAAUCUAUUGAAUGCUGCUCGAUUUUGGUCAAACUACAAGCACCAUCAGACAGUUAAGUUUUUAAUCGGAAUAACCCCUCAAGGAGUGAUAUCCUAUAUAUCUGAGGCAUGGGUUGGAAGGACCAGUGACAAAUAUUUGACGGAAAAUUGUGGAUUUUUAAGUUUCAUCUUACUAGGGGAUAUCAUUUUGGCAGAUCGAGGUUUUUUAAUUAGAAAUGAAGUUGAAAUGUUGGGAGGUGACCUCUACAUCCCAGCUUUCACAAAGGGCAUAAACCAACUUCAUCCUGUGGAUUUGAAAAACACGGGGAAUAUCGCCACAGUGAGAAUUCACGUAGAACGUGUUAUUGGCUUGCUGAAGAGAAAGUUCAAAAUUUGCCAAGGUCCAAUUCGUUACUAUGCUAUCAACAUCUAG
This is a messenger RNA of Coccinella septempunctata (seven-spotted ladybird), 1569 nucleotides long. RefSeq lists its product as uncharacterized. The transcript has 4 exons. The record is from RefSeq and is a predicted model, not a curated record. Lineage: Eukaryota; Metazoa; Arthropoda; Insecta; Coleoptera; Coccinellidae. Bases 133 to 1569 code for a protein of 478 amino acids.